Molecule: messenger RNA, 1443 nt
Organism: Amblyraja radiata (thorny skate)
Lineage: Eukaryota; Metazoa; Chordata; Chondrichthyes; Rajiformes; Rajidae
Product: zinc-binding protein A33-like
Exons: 6
Coding region: 1-1434 (477 amino acids)
Biological process (GO): protein ubiquitination
Molecular function (GO): protein binding; zinc ion binding; ubiquitin-protein transferase activity
Source: RefSeq, a predicted model, not a curated record
AUGGCCACGGGCUCGUCCAGCCUUAGCCUGGGCGACGAGCUGAACUGCCCGAUCUGUCUGGAGAUCUUCAUCGACCCCGUGAUGCUGGAUUGCGGCCACGACUUCUGCCGGCAGUGCAUCCUCCAGUGCUGGGAGCGGGAGAAGAAAGCGUUCUGUCCCGAGUGCGGAGAGGUCUUCCGCGACAAGAACCUCAAGGCCAACCGAGCCCUGGGCGUGUUGUCCAACAAGAUCCGUAACCUCAACACGAAGGACCCCGUGGACCCCAGCAAACCCUUCAACCCCUUCUGCGAGGAGCACCAGGAGGAGCUGAAACUCUUCUGUGAGACGGACAAGAAGCUCAUCUGUGUGAUGUGCCUGGACCGGCGCGAUGGGAGAAGCCACAAGGCUCACAACUUCAUGCUGAUCAAUGAGGCGGUGGAGAUCUACAAGGAGAAAAUGAGAGUCAAUCUGCAGACCCUGAACCAGCGGAAGACCUCAGUGCAGAAUGUCCUUCUAAAGCAGCAGCAGAGUAUCUCCGAGAUCCAGGAACAGUCGAACAAUUUGCAGAAACACAUCACGACGGAAUUCGCCAAACUGCGCACGGUCCUCGAUGAGAAAGAGCGCUUGCUGGCCAAGGAGUUGGCCGACCAGGAGGAGGACAUCUUGAAGAAGAUGGAGACCAACCUCCGGGACAUCCAGGAGCACCUGAACGAGACGGAGGAGAAGCUGUCCAAUGUCCAAACACAGCUGACCCAACAAGAUGCCUUCAUCUUACUGAAGGAGGACCCAGACAAGGGGAAGAGUGACAGCAAUUAUCAAACGACUGUUGCGGAAGGCAAGCUACCGCUGGGCUCGUUCAAAGGACCCAUCCAAUAUCGAGUGUGGCGGGAUAUAAUGGAAGUGAUCAACCCAGCUCCCGCCUCUCUCACCAUGGACCCGAGUACAGCCCACCCGUUGCUAAUCCUGUCCGAAGACCGCACCAGCGUGAAGCUGGGCGACAAGGCGCGGUCAGAGUUGCCGGAGGCCAGCAACGACCGAGAGGUCAGCGUGCUGGGGGCCAUGGGCUUCUCGUCCGGCCGCCACUACUGGGAGGUGAACGUGGGCAACAAGACGGCGUGGGACCUGGGGCUGGUGAAGGAUGUGGUGCGCAAGCGGGGCUCACGUUCGGCGCAGGACACGGGGUUUUGGGUGCUCACCCUCAAGAACGGCAGCGAAUACUGGAUCACCACCGCCACGCCCACGCGUAUCUCCGUCAACUCCAAGCCCAGGAAGGUCGGCAUGUACUUGGACUAUGAGGGCGGGCAGCUGUCGUUCUACAACGCCAGCAACAUGGCCACCCUCUUUACUUUCAUUGACAGUUUCACCGGCAAGGUCUUCCCGUACUUCAGUCCCGGCAACAAUGAGGACAGGAAGAAUUCCGAACCGCUCAUCAUCGUUCAAUUCAAGAACCAUUAAACCAGCCAC